AUGGACUUUAACACUUCAAAAGAAAACGACUUUCUCGUUGAUCUUGAGAGUGGUGGUGAGACAAGUUGCGAAGAGGAGAUAAGCAAUGAACCUGCUUUAGACAGCAGGCAAGCUGAGAAUAUGUUCACUAGCCUUUUUAGUGGGGUUUUGGGUUUUAAUGGAUCCGAUAAGGGGGAAUGUAGUGUGAGCUUGUAUAGUAAUUUGAGAAAGUCCAGUGACAUUCCACGGGAGAAUGUAAAAUUGAUAAUAGACAGGAGUUCAAGAGGAGGACAGAGUGGCGAGCAAGUGCCUCUUGCAGAGCAGAAAAUUGUGAAAGAGAAACGGAAAACAACAAACCCUAAAAAGGCUCACAAGCCACCACGACCUCCCAAAGGGCCAUCUUUGGAUGCCACUGACAUAAAGUUCGUCAAAGAGAUCUCUGAGCUUGCCAUAAAGAAGCGUGCAAGGAUUGAACGAAUGAAAUUAUUGAAGAAGACUAAAGCAACCAAAUCAUCGUCAUCAUCGAACAGCGCCAUAUCUGCUAUGGUCGUCACGCUUCUCUUCUGUCUUGUACUAAUCUUCCAAGAUACGUUAUAUGUAAUGCUCACAAGGCUGCAACUAGCCAGUCCGAGUGGUCACUUCUGGUGUGUUGAAACUUGUCCUGGUAGCUCACAGGUUGUUGUGCUGUAG
Molecule: messenger RNA, 669 nt
Organism: Ilex paraguariensis (yerba mate)
Lineage: Eukaryota; Viridiplantae; Streptophyta; Magnoliopsida; Aquifoliales; Aquifoliaceae
Source: the annotation of a GenBank genome assembly